AUGGCACCCAGUGCACUAUAUAGCCAUAUCCGCAGUAACGGCCACGCCAUUACCAAAGUACAUCGCGAGGCUCAAGAUGAGUUACAAAUAGUCGAUCGACUCCUGGAGCCCCAAACCAUCGUCCACUUUCUAGAAUGUUGUAACGGAGCUCCACUUCCUAACGGGAAGCAGUCGACGCUACCCCAAUUAACAUCCGAGGAGAUUCGUAGUCUCUCUGCUAACCCGGGGGAUGACCCCAACGGCGAGCCGUUUCUGCAAAGAGUGUUGAAAAGAAUUGGGUCCACGGAGGACGGCGAUCGUCUUUGCCUUGUGGGGAAGAAUAUCCACUCGGCCAAAAGUCGAGCGUGGGAGGGCAUCAUCCCACUUUCGGAGCAGCGUUGGCGUGAGAAGGAACUUGACCAUCUUGCUAAUUUUCAGGUUGCGUGUCAGUAUCUUUCUUCUGUGCUUGCUGUCUUCGAGUACCUUAACAAGGCGCGUGUUGCGCAGAAUCUGCGAGAUACGUUUAACCUUAUCUAUGGACAUUGGGAGGAGUACGAUGCGGUUUUGAAUGAACAGCGUCUUCAGCUGGAUCAGGAGCCUGUUAGUGUGGCUAAGCGGUGGGCAGAGUUUAUUAAAGCUCAUUAUGAGGUGAUGACUGAGCGUGCGCAUCGAUGGGUCAUUUCCCAUGUGAACACACUGCGCGCGCCCCUUCUGGAGGGAUUAUUGUCACAUCGUCCGAUGAAUGAGGAUGUGGCAGAUAGGGUGCAGUGGAAGAUGACAGAUGCUCUACAUGUACUCAUGGAGAUCUCGGCGGUGGCGGAUUAUACGAUCAUGAUACCUAUGCAUGGGUAUAAGGGGUAUACUGUGCCUGCAAUUGAUACCGGUAUUCCGCCAGGGCUUAGGUCGUCCGAUUAUGAGAAGCGGCAUAAAGAAUAUCACCAGAGGUUGAAGUUGGCUUCUCGCAUGACCAUGUUCCAGAAUAUAGGUACCGCAUCUCGAGGUGUUCGUGAAGGCAUGGGAUCGCCGGAAUCACUCCACCGUACAGCUCUGCAGCAGAUUGAGAGCCAGAACAAGGUCCGACGGGAAACGAGGGGCGAUCCUAUAGAGCCAGUUCCGCGUGAGCCGUGGAUUAUGAAAAGCUUAGCUAGGGUGGAAACAUCACAGAACGGUCCUGUUGGCGGAUUUGGACUUGCCAUCUACCGUCUGAGCUACAAGCAGAAUGAGGCUGAAUGGGCGGAGUUUUUGCAAAAGUUCGAGGCACAUACCGCAGACUGGGGUCGGGGUCAAACGGGGUCUAACGCUAUUAAACCACUUUUGAAGCUACAUUGGUUGGACGGAAAGGCUGUGGGGAUCCCAGAAGGGGACAUCGAUGCGGCGAAAAAACAUUUCAACGACCAUGCCACCCCCUCGUUCGAGGACAAGGACCGUAUCAACGACACCGCAUUUCUGGUCAUUGAUGAUGCCUGUGUCGCUUCCUACAUGGGAAAUUCAUACUCGGCUGCCACCGAAUUCAUCCCAUCCGGCGAUCAUUUGGGCUUCGUUCUCGCAGUCGAUGCUCACUAUGAUCCGAAGGAAGGUAUUGAACGCCCAGACGAAUCUCCCGGCUACCACGGACAAAUGCGCAUUCAGGGUAAUCUGAUUUGGGGAGAUCUCUAUGCAAUGCUGUCGUCCCAGUCUGCUUUAUUAGAGGACCUCUGGCCUCUGGCCAUCAACCACCCAAACGGGGUCUACACUGGUCCCACUGUUCCCAUGCAAGCAAAAUGCUGGAGAAUCCAGAAUAGGAUGCGAUUGACUUUGAUCCAGAAGCUUGUAGAAUAUGCAGAGGCAAAGAUAAAUGGGACGGCAUCACCGCCACCACCAGCCCCACCCUCAGGACCUGCACGAAGCGAAUCGAAUGCCGCCCUUCGGGCGUACCUGCUACGACAGUUUGCGCGGGAUAUGCGGCGUGAAGGUAACUUACAACAUGCAGUGUUAGCCGAAGAAGCAAUGAAUUUGCGGCCUGACGAAGAGCCGGACUGGGACAGGAUUCAACGGCGCUUGGACGCUGAGGCUGAAGGGGGGAAUGAGCCGGAGUCAAAUAUGCGAGAUAGAGAGGGCCCUGAUAAUGGGUGUGCCCCUCAAUAGACAUCGUAAGAAAAGAUGUGUAUGAACUUAAUACGGGGUAGACGAAGCUACUCUCUUCUUUCACAUUGUCAAUUGGAUUCCCUUGGCCUUCAU
Molecule: messenger RNA, 2196 nt
Organism: Aspergillus caelatus
Lineage: Eukaryota; Fungi; Ascomycota; Eurotiomycetes; Eurotiales; Aspergillaceae
Exons: 3
Coding region: 1-2103 (700 amino acids)
Source: RefSeq, a predicted model, not a curated record